Molecule: messenger RNA, 1160 nt
Organism: Effrenium voratum
Lineage: Eukaryota; Dinophyceae; Suessiales; Symbiodiniaceae
Source: the annotation of a GenBank genome assembly
AGGGCAGCCAUCAGGUGCUCUUCUCCCUGCUAGAUCAGCCUUCGUUUUGGGCGCCAUGUCGCAACAGGAUUUCAUGGGCCGCGUGAUCGGCGCCGCGUCUCAGGGCGCGGUGGGGGCAGUGGUGGCGGCUUCGCUGAGUGCGGUGACAGAGCCGUUGGUGAACAACAUGUUGGUGAACCGCGCCACCCUGCGGCAGGCAGUGAAAGAGCUGGACCCCAACAAGAUCAGGAGCUACCUGAACACGACCUUGGCCACGAACUUCAUCAAGUUCCCCUUCUUUGAGGCGACCAACAUCAUCAUGCAAGGCAUCGACUUGCCUCCGACUCUCAGAGGGGCUGCCCUUGGAUCCGUCUUCUGCACCAUCACCCUGCCCAUCACGAACUACAGAUUCAGAAAGUCCAUGAACCUGCCGGUGACGCCUGGGAAUCUGUACCAGGCCUACCCGCCCACAGUGCUGCGGGACAUCAUCUAUGGCAUCGCGCGGAACAAGGUGUCUGCCCUGCUUAUUGCCAUCAACCCCACCUUUGCGAACUCCAUGCUUGGCCGAGUGGUGAACAUGUUCACCACCGUGGUAGCGGCUUGCGUCCUGUCCGCGCCCGGCAAUGAGCUGCGGGGCUAUUGCCUGCAACCGGCAGACCGAAGACAGUCCUUUGGGGACUUCUUCCAGCCCGCGAAGUUCAUCCGCAGCACAUCCGUGGGUGCGAUCAUCAUGGGGAUUAGCUUGGCGAUCGGCACGCUUGCGACACCGCAGGUGGAGAAGCUGGUUGGCGUGUUGAAAGAGUACCUGGCGAAGAACCCGGUGAGCUACGUCCUCGUCGUGCUCUUUGUCCUGCAGCAGAUCUUGCAGAUGCGCCGCCAGAGCGAGCUGGUCGACGCAGUUCGCAGCCAGGGUGGCAGACUGGCCAUUGCGCCAGAUGCAAAGGCAAAGUGCUAGGUGCUUGAGGCAAGUCUGGGACUUGCCAGAAUGUGUACUUGUAUAGGUUUCUGACAUCUUGAUGGCUUCGAAAGAUUCUGGCCAUCUUGGCUGCAUCCUAUGGGAGUGCACCUGUUGCUUUUGGGUCGAUCUCGGAGUUUGGACAGCAGUGGCUCGUAGCGGACCACUGCACCGCUGCUGAUACGGCUGCCGGGACGGCGUUCUGGAACAAACUCCCAGCGCGCGG